Molecule: messenger RNA, 2303 nt
Organism: Neohortaea acidophila
Lineage: Eukaryota; Fungi; Ascomycota; Dothideomycetes; Mycosphaerellales; Teratosphaeriaceae
Product: heat shock protein 70 family
Exons: 11
Coding region: 110-1957 (615 amino acids)
Biological process (GO): protein refolding; cellular response to unfolded protein; vesicle-mediated transport
Cellular component (GO): nucleus; cytosol; plasma membrane
Molecular function (GO): ATP hydrolysis activity; ATP-dependent protein folding chaperone; ATP binding
Source: RefSeq, a predicted model, not a curated record
AGCACAGAGAUUUUGACGGCAGGCGAGCGAUCCAGUUCUUCUUCCGCUCCAUCACCCUUUCACCCUACCCCCCAUCCCCGAUUUCAAUCCAACAACACACUCUGCAAAGAUGGCGGAAGAAGUUUAUGACGGUGCCAUCGGCAUUGAUCUUGGCACGACCUACUCGUGUGUCGCCAACUAUGAAGGCGCCGGCGUUGAAAUCAUCGCAAACGAGCAGGGAUCCUUCACCACCCCCUCCUUCGUGUCCUUUACUUCCGAAGAGCGCUUGAUCGGUGAGGCUGCCAAGAACCAGGCCGCCAUGAACCCCACCAACACCGUCUUCGACGUCAAGCGUCUCAUUGGACGCAGAUUCGAUGACCCCACCGUGAAGAAGGACAUCGAGUCCUGGCCGUUCAAGGUUGUGGAGGAGGGUGACAACCAGCCCAAAGUCCAGGUCGAGUACCUCGGUGAGAAGAAGACCUUCUCCCCUCAGGAGAUCUCGGCCAUGGUCCUCGGCAAGAUGAAAGAAGUUGCGGAAGUGAAGCUCGGCAAGAAGGUUGAGAAGGCGGUCAUCACCGUCCCGGCCUACUUCAACGACAACCAGAGACAAGCCACCAAGGAUGCUGGCGCAAUCGCCGGCCUCAACGUCCUCCGUAUCAUCAACGAGCCCACUGCUGCCGCCAUUGCGUACGGUCUCGGAGCCGGCAAGUCUGACAAGGAGCGCAACGUCCUCAUCUACGAUCUUGGUGGAGGCACCUUCGAUGUCUCUCUCUUGCACAUCCAGGGCGGUGUCUUCACCGUGAAGGCUACGGCCGGAGACACGCAUCUCGGCGGCCAGGACUUCGACACGAAUCUUCUCGAUCACUUCAAGAAGGAGUUCCAGAGGAAGACGAAGAAAGACAUCUCCAACGACCCUCGCGCCCUUCGUCGUCUGCGUACUGCCUGCGAGCGUGCGAAGCGAACUCUGUCCAACGCCACUCAGACCUCGGUCGAGAUCGAUUCCCUCUACGACGGUGAGGACUUCAAUGCCUCCAUCACCCGUGCGCGUUUCGAAGACAUCAACGGCAAGGCCUUCUCCGGCACGAUCCAGCCGGUCGAGCAGGUCUUGAAGGAUGCGAACAUCGAGAAGAGCAAGGUCGACGAGAUUGUGUUGGUUGGUGGCAGCACCCGUAUUCCCCGGAUACAGAAGCUCCUCAGCGAUUUCUUCAACGGCAAGAAGUUGGAGAAGAGCAUCAACCCCGACGAGGCUGUGGCGUACGGUGCGGCCGUGCAAGCCGGUGUUCUGUCUGGCAAGGCUCAAUCUGCUGACGUCGAGGACCUCCUCCUCCUGGAUGUCGUCCCUCUCUCGCUCGGUGUUGCUAUGGAGGGCAACAUCUUCGCGCCUGUGGUCCCUCGCGGAACUACCGUCCCAUCCUUGAAGAAGAGGACCUUCACAACUGUUCAAGACGGACAACAAACCGUGCAAUUCCCGGUCUUCCAGGGCGAGCGUGUCGACUGUGCCAGCAACACGAGCUUGGGAGAGUUCACUCUCGCUCCGAUCCCCGCCAUGCGUGCUGGAGAGGCCGUCUUGGAAGUUGUGUUCGAAGUUGACGUCAACGGUAUCCUCAAGGUCACUGCCACGGAGAAGUCGUCUGGACGCAGUGCCAACAUCACCAUCUCCAACUCUGUCGGCAAGCUCAGCACCGCGGAGAUUGACAAGAUGGUGGAGGAUGCGGAGAAGUUCAAGACCAGCGACGAUGCGUUCAGUAAGAAGUUCGAGGCCCGCCAGGCGCUGGAGAGCUACAUCAGCCGCGUGGAGGAGAUUGUCAGCGACCCGUCGAUGUCCUUGAAGCUCAAGCGUGGCCAGAAGGAGAAGAUCGAGAGCGCGCUCUCCGAUGCCAUGGCCCAGCUGGAGAUCGAGGAUGCGGGCAGCGACGAUCUGAAGAAGAAGGAGUUGGCGUUGAAGCGUGUGGUGACCAAGGCCAUGGCCACGCGCUAAGCAUUGUCUUCCGAACAUCGGUCGUCAGUAGACAAGCAACGGGUCAGUGUCUCUUCGCCUUACGCGACUUGGAUGCGUGGGGCAAAGGACAGAGCAAAAAGCAGCAUGGUGUUUUUCGUGUUUGUGUGUAGGGUAGCUAGGAAUGCAUUCCAACGGCGCUCGAGACGUUGGUGAUUGACAACGUGCGCGUCGUGCAAUCGAUACCUAAGUCUCCUUCUCAAUUGAUGCCGUAAGGUGAGGUGAGUUGAUUGAGGUGAAGUGCGAUCCUCCAAUGAACGGGCCGCAUCGCUUUCACAUGGCUGAUGUCACCCCUCACUUACACGUGCAAUUAAUUUCAUGUCCAUGG